UUCCAGAACGCUCGGGGAGAGGUGGAGGAGCGGCGGCUGCCUGAGCUGCGCGCAGCAACGCGCUCUUUCCAGCUCCUCCACGCCUGCCUCGGCCCGCUCACCGGCUGUCAAAAAUGGUGAAAGAAACUACUUACUAUGAUGUUUUGGGGGUCAAACCCAAUGCCACCCAGGAAGAACUGAAAAAGGCUUAUAAGAAGCUGGCCUUGAAGUACCACCCGGAUGAGAAUCCAAAUGAAGGAGAGAAGUUUAAACAGAUUUCUCAAGCUUACGAAGUGCUCUCUGAUGCAAAGAAAAGGGAAUUAUAUGACAAAGGAGGAGAACAAGCAAUUAAGGAAGGUGGAGCAGGUGGUGGUUUUGGAUCCCCCAUGGACAUCUUUGAUAUGUUUUUUGGAGGAGAAGGAAGGAUGCAGAGAGAAAGGAGAGGUAAAAACGUUGUGCAUCAGCUCUCCGUAACCUUAGAAGACUUAUAUAAUGGUGCAACAAGAAAACUAGCUCUACAAAAGAAUGUGAUUUGUGACAAAUGUGAAGGCCGAGGUGGUAAGAAAGGAGCAGUCGAGUGCUGUCCCAAUUGCCGUACUGGAAUGCAAAUAAGAAUUCAUCAGAUAGGCCCUGGAAUGGUCCAGCAAAUUCAGUCUGUGUGCAUGGAGUGCCAGGGCCAUGGGGAAAGGAUCAGUCCUAAAGAUAGAUGUAAAAGCUGCAAUGGAAGGAAGAUAGUUCGAGAGAAGAAGAUUCUAGAAGUUCAUAUUGAUAAAGGCAUGAAAGAUGGCCAGAAGAUAACAUUCCAUGGUGAAGGAGACCAGGAACCAGGACUGGAGCCAGGAGAUAUUAUCAUUGUUUUAGAUCAGAAGGACCAUGCUGUUUUCACUCGACGAGGAGAAGACCUUUUCAUGUGUAUGGACAUACAGCUGGUUGAAGCAUUGUGUGGCUUCCAAAAGCCAAUAGCUACUCUUGACAACCGAACCAUAGUCAUCACCUCUCAUCCAGGUCAGAUUGUCAAGCAUGGAGAUAUCAAGUGUGUAUUAAAUGAAGGCAUGCCAAUUUAUCGUAGACCUUAUGAAAAGGGUCGCCUAAUCAUCGAAUUUAAGGUAAACUUUCCUGAGAAUGGCUUUCUCUCUCCUGAUAAACUCUCUUUGCUGGAAAAACUCCUACCUGAAAGGAAGGAAGUAGAAGAGACUGAUGAAAUGGACCAGGUAGAACUGGUAGACUUUGAUCCAAAUCAAGAAAGACGGCGUCAUUACAAUGGAGAAGCAUAUGAGGAUGAUGAACAUCAUCCUAGGGGUGGUGUUCAGUGUCAGACCUCUUAAUGGGGCCAGUGAAUAACACUCACUGCUGGCAUUUUAUAUACAGUAGUGAAUGAGUGAAGGACUGUAACCAUAAUAUGCUCACUACUUGCUAUUGUUUUUGUUUUAAUAUUCAAGUAUAGUAGUGUUUUAAAAGGUAAAUGAAGAAUAAACUCAAAUAUAAAAGCUCAAA
Eptesicus fuscus (big brown bat) is the source of this 1473-nucleotide messenger RNA. RefSeq names its product dnaJ homolog subfamily A member 1-like. Lineage: Eukaryota; Metazoa; Chordata; Mammalia; Chiroptera; Vespertilionidae. Gene Ontology annotation, biological process: protein refolding; response to heat. Gene Ontology annotation, cellular component: cytoplasm; cytosol. Gene Ontology annotation, molecular function: Hsp70 protein binding; ATP binding. The record is from RefSeq and is a predicted model, not a curated record.